Molecule: messenger RNA, 2463 nt
Organism: Cyphomyrmex costatus
Lineage: Eukaryota; Metazoa; Arthropoda; Insecta; Hymenoptera; Formicidae
Gene: pnut
Product: septin 7-like protein pnut
Exons: 10
Coding region: 182-2326 (714 amino acids)
Molecular function (GO): GTP binding
Source: RefSeq, a predicted model, not a curated record
UCGGGCGCGGUGGUAGUUUCGUACGUCUGUCGUGGCUCAUCUUGAGAACGCAGUGCUGUGAACUGUGGCGUCUCGUUUCGUGCGCGGUGGAUAGGGUUAAAUCCCCUGUCGAAUCCCCGCGGUGAUCUCCUGCGGGAGGAGCGAGCGAGAGAAAGAGAAGGCCGUUCCGCGUAGUGAAAACAUGUCGACGACGGAGAACCAGAACGGUACAGCGGGCGGCGCCCAGAGCAACGGCAUCAAGCCUCUGUCGUCAUCGUCAUCCUCAUCGUCCACGGCGUCGUCGGGCAUCUCGCCGUCAUCCGGCGGCCGAGUCGGCCUACCCAACAAUAGCAACUCGUCCUUCCUCUACAGCAGCAGCACGAUGCUGAGCCGGGAGAAGGCGCGGCAGGUGCCGCCGCCGACCCUGCCCAAGUACACGUCGAGCUUUAACGCCGGCUCGAAUAACGGCGGUGGCGCGACUGAACGACUCACCAGGGAACGCGAGACCGGUGGUAGCUAUAGGCUCGCCAGCCUGGACAGACUCGCCCUGAGGCAGAGGAUAUUGGACGGGGAAAAGGCGAAUGGCGAGUCCAUCUCGAUCCAGACGAAGCGUGAGCUGUUUUUCAAAGGCGACGGCACGGGGAUAAUCUCGUCACCGUCAGUGCCGUCGGUACCACCACCGCAACCACCGACGCAGACCCCCGGAUCUCAAAUGAACAAUUCGGUGGCGAACGCCACGACAGCCAGCAGUCUCACGUCUCCGAACACGACGCCAGUAUAUUCGAGUGGAGCCCUGACCGGGGUCAACGCAAAGUCGCGAUUGCCGUCCACAGCGGUGACAACGACGAUCACGAAUGAUGCCUCGGAAGACAGCAACAGGCGCGAGUCGGCACGUAACGCGAUCUCUUCCAAGGAGGACAGUAACAAGGAGACCAGUCUGCUGCCGCCUAGACCUACGCCGCCCACCAAGCCCAAGGAGCUCGACGGUUACGUCGGCUUCGUGAAUCUCCCCAACCAGGUGUAUAGGAAAGCCGUAAAGAAGGGCUUCGAAUUCACGCUCAUGGUCGUAGGAGAGUCGGGUCUCGGCAAAUCCACCUUGAUCAACUCUAUGUUCCUGGCAGACAUAUACAGUGCCGAAUAUCCCGGACCCAGUCUCAGGAUAAAGAAGACAGUUGCCGUGGAAACGAGCAAAGUGUUAUUGAAGGAGAACGGUGCAAAUCUCACCCUCACGGUCGUCGAUACACCUGGUUUCGGUGACGCUGUGGACAACAGUAAUUGUUGGGUGCCAGUAAUAGACUAUAUCGAGUCGAAAUACGAAGAAUUCCUUAAUGCAGAGUCCCGCGUGUCGAGACGACAGAUCCCAGACAGUCGAGUGCACUGCUGUCUCUACUUUGUCGCACCCUCCGGUCACGGAUUGAAACCGCUCGAUGUGGAAUUCAUGCAGCGUCUCCACGACAAAGUUAAUAUCAUACCUGUUAUUGCCAAGGCGGAUACCAUGACGCCGGAUGAGUGCGCACACUUCAAGAAACAGAUCUUGAACGAGAUUGCGCAACACAAAAUAAAGAUUUACGAAUUCCCGGAAGUCGAAGAAGAAGAGGACAACAAAUUCCAUAAAUUGUUAAGGGAUAGAGUACCAUUCGCAAUCGUGGGAGCGAAUACAGUUGUUGAACACGACGGGAAGAAAAUACGAGGAAGAAAAUAUCCAUGGGGAAUUGCAGAAGUUGAAAAUCUGGAACAUUGCGACUUUAUUGCGCUUCGAAACAUGGUAGUAAGGACGCAUAUGCAGGAUUUAAAAGACAUUACGAACAAUGUACACUACGAGAACUUCAGGUGUCGCACCUUGGCCGGUCUAGGCGUAGACGGCAAACCGACGAAGGCCUCAAAUAAGAACCCACUGGCGCAGCUGGAAGAGGAGAAACGUGAACAUGAUAACAAGAUGAAGAAAAUGGAAACAGAGAUGGAGCAGGUUUUCGAGAUGAAAGUUCGCGAGAAGAGACAGAAGUUGAAGGAUUCCGAGACGGAUUUGCAGAGAAGGCACGAACAAAUGCGACGUUCGUUGGAGCAGCAAGUACGAGAAUUGGAGGAGAAGAGACGAGCGUUCGAGGCGGAGAAAACUAUGUGGGAACAGCAAACUGGACACAGUAUUGAAGAAUUACGUAGACGCAGUUUAGAAGCGAAUUCGAAAGAGACAGGAUCGAUGUCUUCCGAGGGAUCUGGAGGUGGCGGGGGUACGUUGAGGGGGUCCCGAGGGAUAAGCAGCCUCCUUCGCCGUCACACCAGUUUCAAAUCACCUCAAGACAGCCCCGCACAGAUACAGCUUGUCAUACAGCAUCCUGAGCACCCUUAAUAGAGACCGUCUCCCAGACCGCUCUCGCUUGCUAGCGAGAACCGUUCCGAGAUCGCCGCGCCAACUGCUCCUCGCACUCGACCCUUAUCAACCCUUAUCCAGUUGAGAUUGCCCUCUUUUAGUAGCGACAGUAUCAC